Molecule: messenger RNA, 3768 nt
Organism: Purpureocillium lilacinum
Lineage: Eukaryota; Fungi; Ascomycota; Sordariomycetes; Hypocreales; Ophiocordycipitaceae
Source: RefSeq, a predicted model, not a curated record
AUGGCGACGCUUCUUCGGGAUCCCCGAAUCCAGGACUACGACAUUAUCGCCAUCCAGGAGCCUUGGAAAAACCCCUUCACUGACACAACACACCACCCGGCGAAAGACCUCUUCCACCUGUGCUACCCCGCCAUGGAUGAGGGAGAAUCAGCCAGGGUGUGCUUUUUCAUCAGCAAGCAUCUCGACCACUCCAGGUGGCACUUCAGAGCCACCGGCAGAGACCUAUGCACUCUGAUACUGGAGACGAAUACCGAAGACAGCAGCAAAAUUGCCAUACAUAACGUAUACAACCCCCAUCAGCGGCAAGAGAACCGACGAAGCACGCUGCCCCGGCUGAGGCAAGAGAUGCAGAACCUGCAGCGGGCAGAACAAAUCGUCAUAGGAGACUUCAAUCUGCACCAUGAACAUUGGGGAGGAAAUAGAGUACGACAUGCGGAUAACGAAGCAGACGAGCUGCUUGAACUUAUGGAUGAAUUCGGUUUGACUAGUCACCUCUCCACGGGAACCAUCACAUUCCAGGAAGCCGACCGCGCAUCUACAAUCGACCUGAGCUUAUCGACCAUAGGCCUGGUCGACAGACUGAUCAAGUGCGAAAUAGAUAAUGACAUCGAUCAUGACUCAGACCAUCUACCAAUUGUCACCUCGCUAGACCUCACCGUCACUCAGCUCCAGCCCAAGAUGAGGCUGAAAUGGAAGGCAAUCGACGAAGCAGUCUUCACCAAAACGCUGAGACAACAGCUUCCACCUCUACGGAGACCGCGGACAAAGACAGCUUUAGACACAUACGUCCAGGAGAUCACCACAGCCAUCAAUGCAGCCAUUGAAGCCGGGGUGCCACGCUGUCACACGACAUCAAAGUCGAGACCAGGCUGGAACGAAGAAUGCUCGGCAGUCCUUGCAGAAACGAAGCGACUUCGUCGAAUAUACAGCCGCGAACAUACAGAGGAAAGUUGGGAAUCGUAUCGCAAAGCAAGGAAUAGAAAGAAGAGACUCAUUGGCAGAGCAUUGCGGCAAUCGCAUCGCGAAAGAGUGGAACAAGCGGCGGAGUCGCCGGAGUCUCUUUGGCGCAUAGCCAAGUGGGCACGGAACAGACAAAGCCAAACAUCUGCCAUCACGCCGGCCCUCCAGGAUCCCGCAACUGCAGAAGCUGCCAUUACGCCAAACGAAAAGGCCGAGCUGUUCCGGAAAGUGUUCUUCCCUACGCCACCGGACGCCAAUUUAGAUGACAUUGAUACAGCCGUUUACGCCGACCAGAUUAGCCUGCCACCAAUCGCGGAACAAGAAGUCGAAGAUGCACUCCGCAAUGCGGCGCCGCUCAAGGCACCGGGGCCGGACGGCAUCGUGAACCGAGCCUUGCAGAUUGCAUCGCCGUGGAUCCGACAACAUUUGACCCGAAUUUUCAACCAGAGCCUGUCACUCGAGUACUGCCCGCAACACUUCCGACACUCCACCACGGUCGUCAUACGAAAACCAGGGAAAGACAAUUACAGUGUGCCGAAAUCCUACAGACCCAUCGCCCUACUGAACACCAUCGGCAAGGUCAUGGACGCCAUUAUCGCGACGAGACUGAGCUACAUAGCGGAGACUUACCACCUGCUUCCUGCGACCCACAUGGGUGGUCGGAAACUGAGAUCCACGGAACACGCACUGCACUACAUCAUCGACAAGAUAUACAACGCCUGGAACAAAGGCGGAGGCAUGGUCGCCAGCCUUCUACUGCUGGACGUCUCCGGAGCGUUCGACAACAUCUCACACAGACGUCUACUCCACAAUCUACGGAAGAGAAGAGUCGACGAGAAGACGGUUCGCUGGAUAGCGAGCUUCCUGGGGGAGAGGCAGACGGAACUAUGCAUAGACGGAUUCCACUCCGAACCAUACAAGCUGACUACAGGAGAGCCCCAAGGCUCACCGCUAUCACCUAUCCUCUACCUCUUCUACAACGCCGAUUUGCUAGACAGAUGUAACCAAGACGAGAACACAGCCGCUACGGGCUUCAUCGACGACGUCGCCAUCUUGGCGUGGGCCAAAACCACGGAAGAGACCUGCAUACUGUUGCAAGCGGCACUCCGCGAAGCGGAAGACUGGGCAUCUAGCCAUGCGUCUGUCUUUGCACCGGACAAGUUCCAACUCACUCACUUCACAAGAGCAAAGUCCAGAAUCGACACCAGCACACCGCUACAAACCAGAUGGGGCGAAAUUAAGCCAAAGCCAACAUGCAAAUACCUGGGCGUAACGAUGGACAGCAAACUACGAUGGAGACAACAUAUCGACGAAAUGGAGCGAAAAGUGUCGAAGACAAUCGCAGCGCUGAGCUGCCUCGGAAAUUCAGCUUGGGGGGUCCGCACGAAGGAUAUGCGCACCAUCUACCGAGGCGUUGCCGUACCGCAAAUGAUGUACGCGUGCUCGGUCUGGUCCAACGCUGGUUGGCCCGAUAGUGGCUACACGCAAAAGACGUUACGGAAAGUACAGAGUUUACAGGGCAGAGCUGCUAGGGUGAUGAGCGGUGCAUACAAGGCAACCUCGCUACCGGCACUGGAUGUUGAGAUGCACCUCCUCCCAGUCGAGCAGCAAAUAUGGAAGCAUAACAUUGAAGCGCUCGACCGAAUCAGCACACCGUCAUCAGGACCGACCAGACAAGCGCAACAAAGACGAACAAAGACCAGCCCCCGCCAGGCAAUACAGAAAACGAUCCAUGGCAGAGAAGUGAAUAACUGGACUCAAGAGCAGAUAGACCCAUUUGUUGCUCCACCGUGGUGGCAAGGGCCACAAACUUACAUCGAAGAGACAGCAGACGAGGCUCGCAAGAAGCACCUUGCCCUCUUACUACGGGAAAAAGCAGCCCUCCACAUAUACACCGACGGAAGCGGCAUCAACGGUCAGAUCGGCGCGGCAGCAGUCUGCCCAACAAUACAGCAGACGCGAAGCUCAUACAUGGGAACCGAAGAUGUCUCGACGGUCUAUGCCGGCGAGCUGCAGGGCAUCUCGCUAGCGCUCGAUAUCGCACAACGAGAUCGAGGCGAAGGAUACCGACGCAACAAGGUCAUCAUCUACACCGACAAUCAGGCAGCCAUCCGCUCUUCAGCCAAGCCCAAAGGUAAACCUGGGGCCUACCUACUGAAGAAGAUCGUAUUCCAGACGACAGCACUGCAGGAACAAAAAUUGCCGAUUGAGAUACGAUGGGUCCCGGCCCACGCCGGAGUGCAAGGCAACGAAGAUGCGGACAGGGCAGCCAAAGAAGCCACAGGAUGGCGCGAGAGAGGAGCACCGGGGCCGCGAGCAGAGAUGCCCACGGAGCUUUACUCUCUCCGUUCCACACGGAAGACAUGGACACACAAAGAAGCCCACAAGGCCUGGGCGGCAAGGUGGGCGGCGGAGACGCGAGGUAGGACCUCGUACCGCUACACGCCCAGGCCGAACAAAAAGGUCCUACGGCUGCACGACGGACUGAGUAAGCGCCAGAGCGCGCUUCUUGUCCAGUUGCGUACAGAGAAGAUAGGACUCAGAGACUUCCUCUUCAACCGAAGAGCGCCGGAUGCCACGGACGCCAAUUGCCCAUGCCGGGAAGGACGCCAAACGGUAUCGCACGUCCUGCUGCGAUGUCGCAAGUAUCGACAACUCCGGCGCCAGGAACUAGGCCCCCUGCCAGGACGACACGACCUCCGGGACCUAUUGCGCGAGCGCAAGGCAGCCGCAAAGGCCAUCAAGUUUAUGGAACUGACGGAGAUCCUUGGGCAAUUCAGGAUCGAGUCCCACACCAGACAAAGCUGA